AUGGCUGUAGAACUAGAAAUGAUGCAAUUAUGCCAUCUGAUUGCCGAAAUGGAUGCAUUUCUCGAACAUUUUAAGAAGCACAGUCGAGUGGAACGCAGCUGGCUUCGUGAGGUUUAUUCGUCCGUUCGUGGCACACUAUACCCGGUUGUCGGUGCUUCUUUGGGCCUGUCGGCUGAGCAGCUUGCUCUUGCAGUAGUUCGGACUAUACAGCGAACCUGCAGCUUAACUAAUCCGUCUCUCCCAGUGAGCUACAGGAUGGUCUCUAUCUCUGAGUUAGUUUCCAGACAGCGCACUCCUUGCUGUAGCAGCCUUACCUGGAGCACUAGGCAAUACAGGGACUGGGCCAGUGAGGCAGAGCAAGUCCUACCCAGCCACAAGGCCCUGCCACGCACCAACCUUCUGCUGAUUGGUUGCUUGUGUGCUGGAGGUGAAUCAAGCCCUGCCCAAGAAGCAAGCCAAUGUGAUGGGCUGUGGAGAGUGAAGGAUGAAAGCGGUACUGUGCACUGUGAGAUUAUUAAUCCAUCUCCUGACUGGGUGGGUGAACUCUUUCUCUUCCCCACUUGGAACUUCAUUCCCCAAAAUGCACCAGAGCGAGGAGUUGGAGUUGGGGGUAACUUAGAGCUGGUAGGCUCUCCUGUCUGUAUUUUCCCAGAUCAGACAACAUUUGACCCUGGGGGUCCUUUGAAUGAAUUCUCUGGUGUAAGAGAGACAGCCAGACUGCUGCAGUUGAAAAGUAAUGGUGCGCGUCUCUGCGUGAGUGGCAAGGUAUGUGUACUGUGCCCUCUAUUGGAUAUUGGUGGAAAAAGAUUCUUUUGCUUCAGACUGCAGGAGGGCAAUCACACUGUAGCAAUUCUGGUUAUGGAGCCAGAAUGUCUCUUGUGGAGGCAGUGUCUGUAUGUGGGACACCGUGUGUGUGUGUCAGGGCUGCGUGUGUGUUCUCUUAAAGGAUGGACGGGACACAGGAUGUUGUGUGUCACCGCUCAGUCACGCCUCCACCUGACCUCAGGGUCCCAAGGCACGCUCUCUGCUGAUCCAGUCGACACUCAAACAGAGACAGACUCACACGUUGCAGAGGCACUAUCAGACUCGCACACAACUAUCACACCCUCACAGUCGCCGACACACUCACACACACAGUCAGAUCUGGAGGCAGAGGAACCCAUGAUCCAGGCAGAAGCUGGUCCAUCAAACGCUGUCUCCACAGUGAGAGCCAAACAGUCCAAAAUCAUCAGCUACAAGGGAGUGGUCACCAGUGUGCUGAAUGCAGAGGCGGGACUGUAUGAGAUUGACGGCAGGGUUGGCCUGUGCUUAGCCUUUCAGCCGGUCCAGAAGUGGGGAGGUGGCUUAAGGCCAGGGGUGGAGAUUGAGCUCCACAAUGUCCACUUCCUGUAUCGGCCAUCCCCAUUCACACUUCCCACAAUGCUUUGUGCAUGUCUUCGCUCCAGUGUGAGUGUCACUGCUUUCAGUCGUUUGGAGACAAAGGUCAUGACACCACCUCAAUCAAAUGCUCCUUUGUUACACUGUCUAUUGAGGAAGAACCUGGGUGUAUCUGAGUACCUCUGGCUGUGCUACUGUCAAACAAGGCUCAAAGAGAGGCUGUGCCCGCGUUGGGUGUCUGAAGAGCGUGUGUGUGUUGUGGCGGAGAGACUGUUGGACUAUGUGUUGGAGGGCAGAGAGCAGAAGAGAGAGGAGAGAAGAGACAUCUACAGAGAGAUGCUGGAAGAGCCUCACUACUGCCCUGUAACUGAGUAUUAUUUGGGUUGGCCUGACUGUGAGCUGAUGUCUGUGAGAGAGUUGUGUGAGGACAUGGAGAAAGAGUGUUGGUCGUCCCUCUCUCUCUCUGCACUGCUCCCUCCAUCCGCGGCUCACAUGACCGGGGCGGAGCUGAACCCGGCCCUGGCCUGGUCCGUACAGUCGGUCUCUCUGCUGGAGCGGGCCAAGCCCGUCAUGCUGGUGGGAGUUCUACAGCUCAGUCCAACCAGAGCCACCGUGCAGCUACAUGACCACACAGCCAGGGUUGACUGUGUCAUCACACAAACGGGCCAAUCAGGUUCUCAGUGUGCAAUGGAUAACACAGCCUGGUUAGGCUGUUUGGUGUGUGUAAGGCAUUGUACGUUAGUGAUGGAAAGAUUUCUGAGGACAGAGUUCCCCUCUUGGAAACACCUAAACCAGGAGGAGUACAUAACUCACAAAUAUUGCAGACUUUAUAUUCAGUUCUGUGUGGAGGACCUGCAUAUCCUUAGUCCUUCUGCAGCGAUGAUCAACUUCAGCAGGGAGAGAAAGAGCACUGGAGACAACCCAGCAGAGAAUGACAGAUGUACAGAGGCAGAGGGGGAUCGAAGAAGUGAACACGGAUACAAGGAACAUGAGGAACAUGAAAGAGCUGUUCGGGAGAGGAGAAAUGUAGAAAAAGAAACGACUAGGAAGAGGACAGCGGGAAAGGAGGGUGGAGAAGGGACGGAGGAGCCAUCCCAAACUGCACUAACGAAAAGACUGAGACAGGAGGAAGAGAAGACAGGAAUGGAGGAGAGUGACAAAGAGGGAGCUUUUCAGCCUGAUGACACCACAGGCAGAUCAGACAGAAGACAGUCAAAGAGACCCUUGGGCAACAAGGCGACCACUCUGCCACAAAGCUCCUGUGUAUCUCGGUUGUUCCGCCUGGAGGUGAAACAGGGCGUGGCAUUCCGGAACACUCAGGCUUCUAAAGCAGCAUCGGGGCUAACGUUAAGUUUUGUCGCCAAGGUAACAUGUCUGGGAGAAGUCCAGCGAUGGGAGAGAGACCCCAAAAAUAGCAAAAUGGAGGAGAGAGAGAGAGGAGUGGCAAACACGGUGGAAUUCCAGUUUGUCGGAUCGUCCGUCCGUUGGUUUCCUCUCUUACAACCUGGAUCAGUGUACAGACUUGUUGCUCUACACACAGACGAUGUGGGUGUAUUGAAUUGGAGCCAAUUACCAGAAAGGGGUGGAGUUACAGUUCUCUGUAACCCCUCCCUCCUGGUCCAGCCUCAAUGGCGUAUACACACUCUAACUGGCCCACUGCUGGCGGAAGCACCGUCACAGGCUGAGCCAUUGAGGUUGAUGUCUGUAUCUGAAGUUCUCCAUUGCAGUUCUCUUCCUGACAUUGUAUCUUUCCGUGGAGUCAUAUCUCAGCGAAUCACAUUACAUGAGGAGAGGGGACAAACAACCAGUGUCCAAUCACUGAACAUGGACACAGGUAUGAGUGCGGAGCAGGGACUAAGAGUCCGUUUGACAAUACAGGACUCUGAAACUCCAGGCCAGACGGUCCAGGUGUAUGUUGAUUUGUCCCACUGUCCUUAUACACCUGGGCUUGUCGCCGGGGCAACCGUGUUCCUCCAUGACGUGGAACGUAAAGUAUCUCAGGUCAAUAAUGUGUACUGUAGGACCCUCCCCAUCAGUUGUCUAACAGUCACAGGUCUUGGACUGUGCAGACCCUGCCCACCUCCUCCCAUGGUGCUGUUGGGUCAAUGGAUAUCAGCAAAAGCACAGCAUUGCGUUGUAGGUCAGGUCAAAGGUCACAUAGUGUGUGUACUGCACCUGCGACUGCAGUGGGCUUGCUCUCUGUGUGGAAGUGUAUUUAAACAGACUGGGUGCACACGGACCUGCCCACCUUGUGACUCAACCAGCUCUGUCUUCCAGGCCGAGGCCAAGGCUGCCGUAGAGGACGGGAGCGGGGAAGCUCAGGUCUGGUUUUCGUCUCAGAUGGUUGCUAAACUGCUCUUACUGGAGAAGUCAGAGUGGGAGGGGCUUCAGCGGCAUGUCAGAGGGAAAGGUCAUAUACGAGUGUUUGCCCGCGGGAGAAGCAUGGUCUGUGAAACAAACUCUGAUGAGCCUCUUGUACAGUACCUUUGCUCUCUCUGUGCCAGUAAUUUUGUCUGUCGCCAAAUAAUGCUGACUUGCCAACUACGCUCACACAAGCAAGAGAAGGCCCAGCUAAGGAAGAUGAGCAGAGGGGAGAGAGAAUUCCUCACCAAGUUUCCUCACCCACUCCAACUCAACUGCAUUGACAUCACUGAAGAGACACACACGCACUAUGAGAGACAAUGA
This is a messenger RNA of Chanos chanos (milkfish), 4062 nucleotides long. It is a transcript of the gene ctc1, whose product is annotated as CTS telomere maintenance complex component 1. The coding region runs from base 1 to 4062 and encodes 1353 amino acids. Lineage: Eukaryota; Metazoa; Chordata; Actinopteri; Gonorynchiformes; Chanidae. Gene Ontology annotation, molecular function: single-stranded DNA binding; telomeric repeat DNA binding. Gene Ontology annotation, cellular component: CST complex. The record is from RefSeq and is a predicted model, not a curated record. Gene Ontology annotation, biological process: positive regulation of DNA replication; telomere maintenance via telomere lengthening. The transcript is spliced from 24 exons.